Molecule: messenger RNA, 876 nt
Organism: Bicyclus anynana (squinting bush brown)
Lineage: Eukaryota; Metazoa; Arthropoda; Insecta; Lepidoptera; Nymphalidae
Exons: 2
Coding region: 1-876 (291 amino acids)
Source: RefSeq, a predicted model, not a curated record
AUGAACCAACUAAUUAUAGAGCUCGGCAACGCUGGCGUCGGCUGCUCAAUAGAUGGGCAGUGUGUUAACAAUAUUAGUUAUGCUGACGACAUGGUGUUGUUGAGUCCAUCAGUAAGGGCGCUCCGGAAGCUGCUGACAAUUUGUGAGAGAUAUGCGCAGAAGCAUGGCCUUCUGUAUAAUGUUAAGAAGAGCGAACUUCUGGUGUUUCGGGUGGGCUCGCGAAAAUUAGAAAAUGUACCACCAGUAACAUUGGGAGGAAUCGAGCUUCAGAGGGUGUCGGAGUUCAAAUACCUCGGUCAUAUUGUCACUGAGGGUUUGUGCGACGACAUGGACAUGGAAAGGGAAAGGAGAGCGAUUGCUGUCAGAUGCAAUAUGUUGGCUCGCAGGUUCGCGCGGUCUACUGUAGACGUAAAAGUAACACUGUUUAAGGCGUUCUGUCAGACGCUAUACACGUGCAGCCUGUGGGUCAACUAUACGCAGAAGACAUACAAUGCACUCCGAGUGCAAUACAACAAUGCCUUCAGGGUGAUGUUGGGGCUCCCACGGUACUGUAGUGCAUCAGCAAUGUUUGCGUACGGAAGGACUGACAGCUUCUCUACAGUCAUACGGAAGCGAACGGCAACGCUGAUGAGCAGGUUGAGGGGGAGCACUAACACCUUCCUGAGGGUGAUUAGCGAAAAGUAUGACUGUCCCAUACUGAGGCACUGGAUACACACACAUACCUGUGUGCCCGGUGUGUCAGAGGAAAUCCUCAUGUACGACAUCCAGGUAUCCUGGAUGACGAUGUCCGACUUCACCGUUGAGUAUGUGAUACUCGGCGCCCUACGGACUAAAAUCUCCUACACUCGCAGACCGUCCUUCCCGGUACCGUUGUAA